Alternaria novae-zelandiae is the source of this 1785-nucleotide messenger RNA. RefSeq lists its product as uncharacterized. Gene Ontology annotation, molecular function: magnesium ion transmembrane transporter activity; cobalt ion transmembrane transporter activity; magnesium ion binding. The record is from RefSeq and is a predicted model, not a curated record. Gene Ontology annotation, cellular component: membrane. Bases 1 to 1785 code for a protein of 594 amino acids. The transcript has 3 exons. Gene Ontology annotation, biological process: transmembrane transport; metal ion transport. Lineage: Eukaryota; Fungi; Ascomycota; Dothideomycetes; Pleosporales; Pleosporaceae.
AUGUCUACUUACUCCGACAACAGCAAUGGCAAACCGUCCAAGAGAGGCACGAUCCCCGCACUUUGGUCUGCGAAACAUAUUCCGCACAGUGCAGACUUCCCUGACCCAUAUGAAUUGAUUGGAGAUGCAUACGAGAGGAUACCAGUCGCAGACGAGUGGGAAUUGCCGGACCCCAACAGCAAGAGCCGGCCGUAUUUGGCGCACAUCAAAUCGCUGUCGACUUCGUGGAGGACUUUACGACAUCUAGCGGACUGGAUGCAGGUUAGCACUACCCCACUACGCUGGAAUGAGAUCAAAGAGCACCCGGAGGAACGCGAAACCCGUGCGAAUAAGACAAACGUCACCUUCGUCGAGUAUCGUCCUGCCACUGCACCAAAAGCUACAGCGAUUAAAUCGCCUGCUUUGCUUCAAGAAACUCUUCAAGCUCUGUCGCUUGAGCAUACGAAAGAACCUCCCCUGCGCCUCUUUAUAGUAGAAGACCUGUCUCGACAAGUCAUUGAGCUGCUGGGAGCGCGUUUCGAUAUAGAUCCAUUGUUCUUUCGAGAGCAGAUCGAUGACUACGUGUGGCACAACACUCGUGACCCCUGGGCGUCACCACCCAGCCUAGUCUCAAGCAUGAGGCAUCGGCCCUGGUUCAGGAUGCGCAAUAUGAGGUUACGAUACCACAAAACAGAAGAGGACUACUUCAAUUCGAGGCUGGAAGCAAAUUCUUGGAACGUGCUCAGACGACCUGACAACGAUGAGAACCAUUGGCACUACCAAGACGGAAAGGGAGCAGUCGUGUCCAUCAUGCGUACGCGUACCUCGAUGUGGAUCGGCAAGGAUAAGAAGUGUGGUAAUGGAACCGUCGGUAUUGUCUUGCUAGAUCCAACUGUUAGCCAAGGCCGGCCACUCUGGUACGAUCGUAGUAAUUGGCUGCCAACACCCAAGAUGGACACCAAAGUUUACCCCUCAAUCAAGUCUUCAGUAUCCUGGUUCGAAGACAUUGUCCAAAUGACGACUGCCUUCCCGUGGUUUGAGCGGAAAGAGGGAAAUGAGAUAAACGCGCAAGUUCUCGCCAAACCAACUAUAUACACCAUCUGCGCAGAGUGGCUCAUAGUGUGCGACUAUGUAAGAGCUCGUCUCAGCCAGAUAGAGUGGGAACUCGAGAUGCCACGCCUCUUCCGCUCGAAAGGUGAUGCCAUUGACACUUCGCUCAAGCGUCUGCAUACCUGGCGUCGGCAGAUCCCAGUGUUUCGGGAGAUGAUAACGGAGACGUUAGAACAUGCGCUUCCGGCUGCAGCGCGGCUUACUAGCCCGUCUACUCAGUCCUCCGCUGCGCCCACAUCACCUCUCUCCGUACGCUCUCUCUUUUCCGACAAUCUGACCAUAAAUUACGACAACGUAGAAGGAUUCGAGGACAUAGUGCCUGACUUCAAACGCCUCCUUGCCGCUGUCAAUGAACUGCAGGAGCGAGUCGACCGCCUGACUAGUAUUGUUACAUCGGAGAUAUCCAUCGAAGAUUCGCGUCGCGGGCUCGAAGAGAACCAUAACAUGGCGAGGAUAACAUGGCUGGCGACCAUCUUCAUCCCGUUGACGUUUAUAUCUGGGCUGUAUAGCAUGAAUGAGAGUGUUUCAGCAUUGAAGACGACGUAUGGUUGGUACUUCCUAACGGCCGUGCCAUUCACGUUGAUCGUCAUGGCAAUCGGCUGGGUGGCUGGAGGCGGCAGUCUGACACCAUGGAAGAAAAACACUACGAAGCAAAAGGGCAUGAUUGGGGGAAGAGACAACAAGAAAGCCAAGUGA